AUGCACGCCCGUGCCACAUCACGCACACCCCUUCCUUGUCAAACUCGUUUUCUGCUCUGCAAUAAAUACCCCGUCCUAACUACACUUCGGUCUUCACAAUUAGUCCUGAUUUAGCAAGGUAGCAACUUGUCCUGGUGUUGACGUCGACAUACAUUCAAGAUGACUCACCAGUUCCCAUCCCUCUCUCCGGAGCAGAAGAAGGAGCUUGCCACCAUCGCCCAGAGGAUCGUGGCUCCAGGAAAGGGCAUCCUGGCCGCAGAUGAAUCCACAGGCACCAUGGCUAAGCGCUUGCAGAAGAUCAACGUGGAGAACACAGAGGAGAACCGACGUUAUUUCCGCGACCUCCUCUUCUCCGUUGACGACUCCAUCUCUAACUGUGUGGGCGGGGUCAUCUUCUUUCAUGAGACGCUGUACCAGAAGUCUGACGGCGGCGUCCUUUUCCCCCAGGUCAUCAAGAACAAGGGCAUCGUGGUCGGCAUCAAGGUUGACAAGGGCACUGCGGCCCUCAAUGGUACAGAUGGGGAGACAACCACACAAGGUCUUGACGGUCUUUCGGAGCGCUGUGCUCAGUACAAAAAAGACGGUUGCGACUUUGCCAAGUGGAGGAGCGUUCUGAAGAUUUCCGACGGAUGCCCGUCCGCCCUCGCUAUUGCAGAGAACGCCAACGUCCUCGCCAGAUACGCCAGCAUCUGCCAACAGAACGGCCUGGUGCCCAUUGUGGAGCCAGAGAUUCUCCCUGAUGGCGACCACGACCUGCAGCGUUGCCAGUAUGUCACAGAGAAGGUCCUGGCAGCUGUGUACAAGGCUCUGUCUGACCAUCACGUCUACCUGGAGGGAACCUUGCUGAAGCCCAACAUGGUCGCUGCCGGACAGUCCUGUCCCAAGAAGUACACCCCUCAGGAGGUCGGCAUGGCCACAGUGACCGCUCUAAGGCGCACUGUUCCCGCCGCUGUGCCCGGCAUCUGCUUCCUGUCAGGAGGCCAGAGCGAGGAGGAGGCCACACUGAACCUCAACGCCAUGAACCAGACGCCCCUCGGUCGGCCGUGGAAGCUGACCUUCUCCUACGGCCGUGCACUCCAGGCCUCCGCCCUUGCCGCCUGGCAGGGCAAGGCCGCCAACAAGAAGGCCGCCCAGGAUGCCUUCACCUCCAGGGCCAAGAAUAACAGCCUGGCCUCCAAGGGAGAAUACAAGGCUUCGGGUACAGCUGACCAAGCCUCAAUGCAGUCACUCUACACAGCCAGCUAUGUCUACUAAAUCCUAAACUAUAAACAUGUGAAAUUAUGUCUUCAAGAUGCCAAUUAGCAGUCCUAUUACAGCCAAAAUGUAAGGGCGAGAUCCAGUUGUCUUUCUGCUGCAGGUUGACCCGCACAGACCUGCAGUUGGAAUGAGUGGCAAAAUAAAAUGUGAACUGCA
This is a messenger RNA of Osmerus eperlanus (European smelt), 1413 nucleotides long. It is a transcript of the gene aldob, whose product is annotated as aldolase b, fructose-bisphosphate. Bases 160 to 1254 code for a protein of 364 amino acids. The transcript has 9 exons. Gene Ontology annotation, molecular function: fructose-1-phosphate aldolase activity; fructose-bisphosphate aldolase activity. NCBI's taxonomy places the organism in Eukaryota, Metazoa, Chordata, Actinopteri, Osmeriformes, Osmeridae. Gene Ontology annotation, cellular component: cytosol. The record is from RefSeq and is a predicted model, not a curated record. Gene Ontology annotation, biological process: fructose 1,6-bisphosphate metabolic process; glycolytic process.